This is a messenger RNA of Fundulus heteroclitus (mummichog), 3129 nucleotides long. It is a transcript of the gene slc15a2, whose product is annotated as solute carrier family 15 member 2. Gene Ontology annotation, molecular function: dipeptide transmembrane transporter activity. Gene Ontology annotation, cellular component: membrane. The transcript is spliced from 22 exons. The record is from RefSeq and is a predicted model, not a curated record. The coding region runs from base 67 to 2367 and encodes 766 amino acids. Gene Ontology annotation, biological process: oligopeptide transport; transmembrane transport. NCBI's taxonomy places the organism in Eukaryota, Metazoa, Chordata, Actinopteri, Cyprinodontiformes, Fundulidae.
GUGGUUUAUCACACACACACACUCAGAGGGAGUGAAUGUUGCUCAUAGGGAUUUAUUUAGCAAAGCAUGCAUUUGAAAUUAUCCAACCGGAGAGCAGAGGCAGCCUGGACAACCCCGGCGGAACGCUUUGACCCCGGCUCCAGGACCAGGUCUGCGCCUGAGCGCAACAACAGCGCUAUUGUGGAUCCGGAGAGGAGGCUGCUGCUGCUGCUGGUCCCCCCCUUCUGCGCUUCCACUAACGGACCUCCUGCUCCACGGAACAAACUAUGUGGAACCAAUUACCCGACCAGCAUCUGCUUCAUAGUGGUGAAUGAGUUCUGUGAACGCUUCUCCUACUAUGGCAUGAAAGCGGUGCUGACGCUGUAUUUCCUCAGCUACCUGAAGUGGGACAAGGACCUCUCCACCGCCAUCUAUCAUGCCUUCAGCGGCCUCUGCUACUUCACUCCCAUCUUGGGAGCCGUCAUCGCCGACUCCUGGCUCGGGAAAUUCAAGACCAUCAUCUACCUGUCCAUCGUCUACGUGAUUGGCCAUGUGAUCAAGUCUGUGGGAGCCAUUCCCACUGUGGGAAACACUGACGCACACAUCGCCCUGUCCAUGGUGGGCCUGAUCCUCAUCGCUUUGGGCACCGGAGGAAUCAAACCCUGCGUGGCGGCGUUUGGAGGAGAUCAAUUCGAGGAGGAACACUUAAAGGAAAGACAGAAAUUCUUCUCAAUCUUCUAUAUGUCCAUCAACGCUGGGAGCGUUUUGUCCACCCUCAUAACGCCCAUCCUCAGAGGUGAUGUGCAGUGUUUUGGGGACGACUGCUAUGCCCUGGCCUUUGGAGUUCCCGCAGCUUUGAUGGUCGUGGCCCUAGCUGUGUUCAUAUUUGGCAGCGGUAUGUACAAGAAGACCCCGCCCCAGGGAAACGUCCUCGGGGAUGUCUGCAAAUGCAUUGGUUUCGCCAUCAAAAACCGCUGGAAGAACUCGAAACACGAUCUCAAGAGGACGCACUGGCUGGACUGGGCCGAAGACAAGUACCCGAAGCGUCUGAUUCAGGAGAUUAAGAUGGUUCUGCGGGUUCUGGUGCUCUACAUCCCCCUGCCGAUGUUCUGGGCUCUGUUUGAUCAGCAGGGUUCCCGCUGGACUCUGCAAGCGACACGGAUGAACAUGGCUUUUGGAGAAUCCUUCACAGUUAAGCCCGACCAGAUGCAGAUGCUGAACGCGCUGCUGAUUCUCAUCUUUGUGCCCAUCUUUGACCUCAUCAUAUAUCCGCUGGUUGGCCUCUGCAGGAUCAACAUCACGCCUCUGAGGAAAAUGGCCGCCGGAAUGAUCUUUGCGGCACUCGCCUUCGGGGCCGCCACCCUGGUGGAGGUCAAUGUCGUGAAAACUGUGGUGGAGCCUGCGCCCGCCGGGCAGUGCCUGCUGCAGGUUUUUAACCUGGCGGAGGGAGACGUCAGCGUGAGGGUCGCUGGCAGUGACCUGUUUCAGGACCCCAUCCCGAAACUUCAGGACCCCCCUGCAUAUGAAAGCCUCCCCCUGGGGGCUCCCAGCAAGGACCUGAGUGUCAAUGUCACAUUGACAGGAAACACGUAUCAUUGCAGUCAGGCAUUUGAAGAACGAAAGGCUUACAGCCUCAUCAUAUACAGAGAAAAUACGGGUGUUAAGUGCAAACUGGUGGAAGACUACAUAAAGAAAAAUGAAGAUGGGAACCCUAAUGUGCGCUUCCUCAACACGCGACCAGAAGCCGUAAACAUAACCGUGGGAGAAACUGGGUUCUAUGUGCCCCCCGACCACAGCAUGUCUCCAAACAAGAGCGUGAACCGGGGAUACUACCCGGCUGUCGGCUGCAGCCACCAGCUAUCGAGCUGCGAUGACCUCAACCUGGGCCUGCUGGACUUUGGAGCUUCUUACACUUUCAUCCUCAUGGAGGAAGCUGGUAAAACUGUGGCUAAAGCGAUGGAGGACGUGACGGCCAACAACGUGCACAUCGCCUGGCAGAUCCCGCAGUACGUCCUCAUCACAGCAGGAGAGGUCAUGUUCUCCAUCACGGGCUUGGAGUUCUCCUAUUCACAGGCUCCAAACAACAUGAAGUCUGUGCUGCAGGCCGGCUGGCUGCUCACCGUCGCAUUUGGGAACGUGAUCGUGCUGAUUGUGGCCGAGGGGGCGGGGCUGGAACAGUGGAUAGAGUUCCUGCUGUUUGGAGGCCUCCUGCUGGCCGUCUGCAUCAUCUUCUCCAUCAUGGCCUGCUUCUACACCUACGUUGACCCCGAGGAGCUGAAAAAGAUGUACUCCGAUGACUAUGGGAAGGAGGAGGACGAUGGCGACAUGAAGAAGAAAAAUCCCGACGUACCACUGAACAAAGUAGAGAGAAAGAGCACCAGACUGUAAUUUUAAUUAAUUUUACCAUUUUUCCCCAGGUAUUACUGUGUUAUUAGGCACUUCUAUUGGUGAAGAGGUCCAGUAUUUGCGGUAUUGAUAAAAUAUUGUCUGUGAAAUGUUUCAACAGCCUGCUCAUGGCAGGGUUUGUAAUCACACAGGAAGCACUGGAACCAGUUCAAGGCUCUGUCAUAAUGUUUACCAGACCCACUGAUUUUUCCUCUGAUGAUCAACGGUACUCUUGGCCAGGUCUGUGGUCUGCGUGUGUUUGCUGCACAUGAACGCUGUGAAGCUGUCGGGAUUACUAAGCUGCACAGUGAGAUUCAUGUUUGUCUUUAGCAGAAAACAGAAACAACGUGGUUUACACUCGGUCCAUAAAACAGCACAAACUGUAAAGCCAAAAGGUUUACACUGAUAGAUCUAAUUUUUAAGCUAAAUUAGUUUAAUUAAGCUGGACUAUCGUGUGUUUGUGUAUGUGUGGGAAGAUGUGAUGACAUUUACUGUCUUAUUAAAAGGACAGAUAAGCAGGUGCAGGUCCUUCAGUCCAUGCUGACUCACUGUCUUGAUUUACAGAGGCGCCGUAGUUCUGCCAUUAAUAUUAACACAAUAGAGUAACACGCUUCUGCUCCUAUUACGUCGUAAUCUAGGUGUCGUGCCAAAACCAAAGCUGUAGACUUAAUCCGCCACCGUGCCGUUUCUUUUUGCAUUCAAGCAGGGUGGAAAUCAUGCUGCUCCUCGUAAACUUCUGUAAAUAAAUAUCUGAUGGUGAAACAG